Macrosteles quadrilineatus (aster leafhopper) is the source of this 675-nucleotide messenger RNA. RefSeq names its product RNA-binding protein 33-like. The record is from RefSeq and is a predicted model, not a curated record. Bases 1 to 675 code for a protein of 224 amino acids. The transcript has a single exon. Lineage: Eukaryota; Metazoa; Arthropoda; Insecta; Hemiptera; Cicadellidae.
AUGCGAAUAAAUCAGUUUGCGAUAGGCAUUUUACACGAUCUUGUUUUACAAGUGACAUGCGAACAAGGUUACUACCAAACGCUGUCCCAACUUUGCUUGACAUUACAACACCAGCCACUGAAACAACCCCAGUUUCCAGCAGUGGAUCAUCCACAUCCCUAUUUCACUCAACUUCAACCUACAUUUCAACUUCUGAAGCCUUGUCAUCUUCAACAUCACCAUCGUGGUCAGUUACUUCAAGUACCUCAGCUUUCCUCGGAGCUGGACCCUCCUCUGCCUGGACAGAUAGUCGUCCCUACACCUCUUCUACGCCAUUACCUGCAACUUACUUGGCAGUGCCACCCUCCUCUACCCCCUCUUGGACAGUUUCUCACCCCUCCACCUCAUCAGCACCAUCACCUGCAACUUACUCAGCAGUGCCACCCUCCUCCACCUCAUCUUGGACAGUUUCUCACCCCUCCACCUCAUCAGCACCAUCACCUGCAACUUACUCAGCAGUGCCACCCUCCUCCACCUCAUCUUGGACAGUUUCUCACCCCUCCACCUCAUCAGCACCAUCACCUGCAACUUACUCAGCAGUGCCACCCUCCUCCACCUCAUCUUCGACAGUUAAUCAUCCCACCACAGUUAGCCACUAUACCACCUCAUCAACAUCAUCACCUCCAGGUAGCUUAG